Mugil cephalus (flathead mullet) is the source of this 4119-nucleotide messenger RNA. Its product is annotated as hexokinase HKDC1-like. Gene Ontology annotation, biological process: intracellular glucose homeostasis; glucose 6-phosphate metabolic process; glycolytic process. Lineage: Eukaryota; Metazoa; Chordata; Actinopteri; Mugiliformes; Mugilidae. The record is from RefSeq and is a predicted model, not a curated record. Bases 194 to 2998 code for a protein of 934 amino acids. Gene Ontology annotation, cellular component: mitochondrion; cytosol. Gene Ontology annotation, molecular function: D-glucose binding; ATP binding; mannokinase activity. The transcript has 21 exons.
GAACACAAUAACACUAGCAGAGAGCCAGGAGGGGACCAAGCAGAUAUCCUUCGUGUUAUUAUGUGCACACGGUGAACACAGUUUUGAUCACGGCGUUGAAGCCCGUCCACUCGCAUCGUGCGCUGACUGAAGCGCAUGCUCAAUCCAAACCGACUGGAAGAGUUUUUCACGGUGGUACAUUCUGUGCGUCAAGAUGUUUGCUCUUCAUCUUGUUUCGUUCCUCUUCUCCAAACUCCAGGAGGACCCCACAAAAAAAGUGGACAGGUUUCUGCAUGCAAUGCGUCUCCAUGACGACCAGUUAAGGGACAUCUCAGCUCGUUUCCAGGCUGAAAUGAAGAAGGGGCUCUCUGGUGAAAGCAAUGCAGCCGCGGCCGUGAAGAUGCUGCCAACACAUGUCAGCUCCACUCCUGAUGGAACAGAGAAAGGACAGUUUUUGGUGCUGGAUCUCGGAGGCUCAAAGUUCAAGGUGCUCCACGUUAAAGUGAGAGAGGGCGUGGGCUUGAGAAGAGGAGAAGUAGAGAUGGAGGAGAAGACCUACCCAAUACCAAAUGAGCUGCUCAGUGCGAGAGGAGCAGAGUUAUUUGACCACGUUUCAGAGUCUUUAAAGGAAUUCCUCCAGGAGAAGAACAUCAGUCUGGAGAAGAAACAUCCUAUGGCCUUCACUUUCUCUUUCCCCUGCGAACAACCUGCUUUGAAUCAGGGAUUAUUGUUGAACUGGAGUAAGAACUACAGGGCCCGAAGCCUCCAGCAAAAAGAUGUGGUCCAAACCCUCAGAGAGGCCAUUGACAGAACUGGGGGUAUGAACAUUGACGUGUUAGCUAUAGUCAAUGACACUGUAGCGACCAUGAUGACCUGUGGUUUUGAGGAUCGGAACUGUGAAGUAGGACUCAUCAUUGGCACAGGCACCAAUGUGUGCUACAUGGAGGAGUUGCGUCAUGUUGACCUGGUGGAGGGAGACGAGGGCCGGAUGUGUGUGAACACUGAGUGGGGAGCCUUUGGAGAUGAUGGGACCCUGAAGGAUUUCAUAACCGAGUAUGACAGGGAGAUUGACGCAGCAUCCAUCAAUCCUGGAAAGCAAACCUUUGAGAAGAUGAUCAGUGGGAUGUAUCUGGGUGAGCUAGUGAGACUGGUCGUAUUAAAGAUGGCUAAACUGGGACUGCUGUUUGACGGCUACGUGUCUGAGGCCCUGAGGACCAAAGGCAAAAUAACUACUGAAAACGUGGCUGCCAUGGAGGAGAACAAAAAUGGACUGAAGAACACCAGAGACAUCCUAACGGAGCUUAGUUUGAACCCGACACCUGACGACUGUGUCGCUGUCCAACAAGUCAGCACCAUAGUGUCCUUCAGGUCCUCAAACCUGGUGGCUGCAGGACUGGCUGGCAUCUUAACCCGAAUCAGGCAAAACCGAAAUCUGAGGGCAUUAAAGAUCACUGUGGCCGUGGAUGGAACGCUGUAUAAGACACACCCGCAGUAUUCCAAACGCCUCCAUAAAGUUGUGCGCCGGUUGAUUCCUGAGUGUAAUGUUAGAUUCGUCGUCUCAGACCACGGCAGCAGCAAAGGUGCCGCCCUGGUCACAGCAGUCGCCCAGCGUCUUGCAUCACGGAAGCAACAGGUGGACGAGACACUGGCGCCCUUCAGACUGAGCCAAGAGCAGCUGCAGCUGGUCAAGGCCAGGAUGAGGGCGGGCCUGGAGGCGGGGCUGAAGACGAGAGGCUCCUCUGCCGUCAAGAUGCUGCCUUCGCUUGUUCACCGUCUACCUGACGGCACAGAGCAUGGGAACUUCCUCUCCUUUGAUCUGGGAGGAACCUACUUCAGAGCUUUGCAGGUAAAAUUAAAAACAGGUCUUCAGCAGAGCUCCCAUCUUUACCAUAAAAUCUACACCGUGCCACUGGAGAUGAUGCAAGGGUCUGGAGAAGAGUUGUUUGAUCACAUAGCACAGUGUGUAAGUGACUUCCUGGACUACAUGGGGCUGAAGAAUGCUCGCCUUCCUGCCGGCUUCACCUUCUCCUUUCCCUGCGACCAGAAAGCCAUUAAUAAAGCCACGUUGGUGACCUGGACCAAAGGCUUCAAUGCCUCACACUGUGAAGGACAAAGUGUUACUGACAUGUUGCAGGAGGCCAUCAAGAGACGCAACGACUUUGACUUGGACAUAGUCGCAAUUAUCAAUGACACAGUUGGGACAAUGGUGAGCUGCGCCUAUGAAGACCCUCAGUGUGAAGUUGGACUCAUUGUUGGAUCUGGCACAAAUGUGUGUUACAUGGAGGAACUGAACAACGUUGAGAAGAUCAAACCAAGCUGUCCGUCUGAAGGAGCGGAGGACAGGGACGAAGGAGAGAAAGAUGAGGCCAAUAUAUCACAGAUGUGUAUAAAUACAGAGUGGGGAAGUCUGGGUGACGAUGGCUCCAUGGAUGAUAUCAUCACACGCUACGACAUAGAGAUGGACCAAAACUCACUCAACCCUGGAAAACAAAGGUUUGAAAAGCUGAUCGGUGGGAUGUAUUUAGGUGAAAUUGUCCGGCAGCUGUUACUGGAUUUAACCAGAGGAGGUUUGCUGUUCAGAGGACGAGUCACAGAUGCCUUGAAGACGCCUGGGAUAUUCCAAACUCCCUAUUUGUCCCAAAUAGAGUGUGACCGCCUGGCUCUACUGCAGGUCAGAUCCAUUCUGCAGCAGCUUGGCCUCGACAGCACCUGCAACGACAGCAUCAUUGUCAAAGAGGUAUGCAGGGUGGUAUCACGCCGAGCUGCUCAGUUGUGCGGUGCAGGGAUGGCAGCUGUGGUCGAUAAGAUCAGAGAGAACAGAGGACUGAACCAUCUGAACAUCACAGUAGGGGUCGAUGGGGCGCUCUACAAACUCCAUCCACAUUUCUCUCGGGUCCUCCAGGAGACUGUCAGGGUUUUGGCUCCGCAGUGUGAUGUGAAGUUCGUGCUGACUGAGGAAGGCAGCGGGAGAGGGGCCGCCCUCAUUGCAGCUAUGACCAGACAGAAGCAAGAGAUGUAGUUUCACACCGUUUUUUGUUUGUCUUUUUAGUUUUUCACUCAUUUAUGCCUCUGUGUGAAUUGCUGUCUUGUGAGUGAUGACCACCUGCCCCAAUCAGGCAAAGGUGUUUCCUCUGAAACAGGACUGUGAAAGAUUAAAAUCCCUUUUCUUACUGAAUAUUUAAAUAGCAAAUAAUAGAUUUUUAAAUGAAUCUUAGAUGGUCACUUACUGUGCUUACUUAUAGGACUUAAAUUCAGAUCAUGUCAUCGUUGCCUCUUGUCUGCACCAGGUUAGGCUCAGCCUGGCUGCCCAGUGUUGGCUCUAGUGCAACAUUCUGGGUCAGGUCAUUUUCAUAUUUGUCUUUGAUUGAUUGCUAGCUCAAUUGCAACCCAAUAUAAAUUUAGCCUAUGAAAAAUAUUUGGCUCUAUUAGCUGUACAAUGCUACACUUUUAGUGCAUGCUAAAUAAAGCGCAUUAAAACCCUGCAGUCGACUCAAGGCCAGCACUUCGUGUGAGGCCAAACCAAAUUUGAUUACCUGCUGACACAGUUGUUACAGCUGCAACUGAAAUGUAGGACAACAAGCUGCAGUAGCUUCAGAUCCUCUGAAGAUGUGAACUGAACAUUAAUUAAUCCCUAACAACUCCUGUUCACUGUUCAACUUCCAGUUCUUCUGUUCAGCUUUUAAACUAAUUUUUAACUUUAAUUUGUUGUAAUUUGGUUAAAAGGUGAAUAGUAGAUUUUCAUACAUUGUGUGUGUGUGUGUGUGUGUGUGUGUGUGUGUGUGUGUGUGUGUGUGUGUGUGUGUGUGUUAGUCAGCAGUAUCUCAGAAUUGAUGAAGGGCAGGAGGGGGAUUGGAAUGAGGCUGACCACAUUGUGCAACAAUAAAGCAGCACUCUGUUCAGUCAUUCUGGACUCACUCUGCCCUUGUGAUUUUUAAUCUGUCUCUCUCUGGUCUCUGUGCAUCUGUGCCAUUUUAAUCAUUGUGUCUCUCUGCUGUGUCUGUCUCUGCUAGCUUUGCCCACACGUCUAUGUCUUUGUCUGUCUGCACGUCACAUUAGCAGCACAGACAGAAACCUGGAAAAAUCCACUGAAAGACCUCUGCAUUGCAGGUGGUUAAUGUUAAAGUUCAACUGAUGCUUGCA